AUGUUUAACUAUUCCUUUACUGAGAAAGUCCUUGAUCCACAACUACUUCCUCCUCCCUCCUCCCUCCUCCCUCAUUCAUCAUUACUCUCUCUCUCUCUCUCUCUCUCUCUGUUUCUUAAUCACUCUGUUCUACUCUCCUCCCAUCUUUACUUUAUUUUUCCGCCAAAAUUCCCCAUUUCCUUCCUCUUCCUCUCUCCACUUUUCCUCCUUCCGUCCUCAUCUCCAUCCGGUUGGUCAGGAUCGGGUUCAGUGUUGGUGCGGCCGAGCUUCAUCCGCGUUCGCCCGAGCCAGCACGUCGAAAUGAUCUGCACCGCCAGCGGACCGGGCGCCAGUGAGCCUCAGUUCCUGUUUGCCGCCGACGGGCGGAGUGUGGAGCAGGACUCUCGGUUUCUGGUUGAGAGACCGUCGAAAAAUGUUGCUCGUCUCAGUGUUCCCGCCGGAUUGUCGGCGAAUGACGGAGUAGUUCGUGUCAUGUAA
Protopolystoma xenopodis is the source of this 477-nucleotide messenger RNA. Lineage: Eukaryota; Metazoa; Platyhelminthes; Monogenea; Polystomatidea; Polystomatidae. The record is from the annotation of a GenBank genome assembly.